AUGAGUAAUCCGCAACAAUCCUAUACUAUUUGGUCGCCGCAGGACACGGUGAAAGAUGUUGCAGACUCGCUAGGAAUCUCUAAUGCCAGCGAUGAUGUGUUGAGAUCACUGGCAAUGGACGUGGAAUACCGCAUUCUAGAAAUAGUGGAACAGGCUGUGAAGUUCAAAAGACAUGCGAAAAGAGAGGUUUUGACAACAGAAGAUAUUGCUCGUGCUCUGAGGGUGCUGAAUGUCGAGCCUUUGUACGGAUAUCAAGAUGGCUCCGCAAGAUCGAAAGAUGUGUCUUUCUCGAAGAUUUCAGCACAAGGUGGCCAGUCUUUGUUUUUCCUUAACGAUGAAGAGGUAGAUUUUGACAAACUCAUCAAUGAACCGCUGCCUCAAGUUCCGCGGCUGCCUACUUUUACCACGCACUGGUUGGCCAUAGAAGGAGUACAACCUACCAUUCCCCAAAACCCGAGUCUCAACGACAUUCGUUUAUCGCAGCCACCUAUCGUGCGUGGAGCUAUUGUCACCACAGUCAACGAUACAAGUCUGCAAACGUCAGCUUCUGAAGAAAAAGAGUCUCAGCACAUAUCGUCAAUAAAGCCGGGCCAGGCCAACGAAGUCAAGCCUUUAGUUAAACACGUUCUGUCGAAGGAGCUGAGGAUCUAUUUCGACAAAGUAGUGAGCGCACUUACGACAAAGGAAAACGAUGACAAGGCACAACAUCUAAGAGCCGCGGCCCUAACGUCGCUACGAUCAGAUACAGGUCUUCAUCAGCUAGUUCCCUACUUUAUUCAGUUUAUUGCUGAACAAAUCACCCACAAUCUUUCUGAUUUAGGACUUCUCACAACAAUGCUCGAAAUGAUAUAUUCUCUUCUCAGCAAUGAGCAUGUCUUUUUGGACCCCUAUAUUCAUUCUUUGAUGCCUUCCAUAUUGACACUGCUUUUGGCAAAGAAAUUGGGCGGUUCUCAACCUCCAAGAACUACAAAAGAGCAGACUGAAGACUCAAAAACCGACGGCAUUUCAUCUUUCGAAGAUUUCCUUGACAAGACUAACGCCUUGCGUGAUUUUGCCGCUUCCCUUCUUCACCACGUAUUGAAGAAGUUUCCACAAGUAUACAAGUCUUUGAAGCCGAGAGUGAUGAGAACCCUUUUGAAAACAUUUCUCGAUACAAAUCGGUCUUUUGGAACUUAUUACGGUUGUAUAAAGGGUGUCACCGUUCUUGGACCAGAAUCAGUGAGAUUCUUUUUAGGAAAUUUACAAAGUUGGGCUAGCCUCGUCUUCGAGGAGCAUGCCACUGACAGUGGCAAAGAGGGUGAAACUGUCACUCGAAAAUUUUCGGAUCUUGAAAGCAAUCUUUUGUGCGAGGUUAUCAUCAAUUCGCUGCUCGUGUUGAAGGCCGACCUUCCUAAUGGCAAGCAGUACGAGGGUGAGAUAACAGAAGAAGAUAAAGAGAAAUUGAAGAAGCGCUGUGGGACAACAAUCUCAUCACGUAUAGUUCAACGUCCUGAUGCCAAGGAACUUGUUGCCGCCAUUUUCUUUGGUGAGUAG
Messenger RNA from Lachancea sp. 'fantastica', 1533 nucleotides. The record is from the annotation of a GenBank genome assembly. NCBI's taxonomy places the organism in Eukaryota, Fungi, Ascomycota, Saccharomycetes, Saccharomycetales, Saccharomycetaceae.